GGAACCGAUGGCUCGACCAUGCUGAGCUGCAGAGGAGGCCUCGUGGAAAAGUUCCAGGAGGUCAUCCCCCAGCUGCUGCCUGUCCACUGCGUCGCCCACCGGCUGCACCUGGCCGUGGUCGACGCUUGUGGGGGCAUCGAUCUGGUGAAGAAGUGUGACCGGCACAUUCGGACCGUCUUCAAGUUUUAUCAGUCCUCGAAUAAAAGGCUGAACGAGCUGCAGGAAGGCGCGGCUCCCCUAGAGCAGGAAAUCAUCCGCCUGAAGGACCUGAACGCCGUCAGGUGGGUGGCCAGCAAGAGGCGCACGUUGAACGCGCUCAUCGUGAGCUGGCCGGCCCUGGCGAGGCACCUCCAGGGCGUGGCAGAAGCCGGGGGCCAGAUCGGGCACAGGGCCAGAGGCAUGCUGAAGCUGAUGAAAAGCUUCCAUUUCGUCAAGUUCUGCCACUUCCUUUUGGACUUCCUGAGCAUCUACAGGCCUCUGUCCGAGGUGUGCCAGAAGGAGAUCGUGCUGAUUACGGAGGUGAACUCCACACUGGGACGGGCCUACGUGGCCCUGGAGACCCUCCGUCACCAGGCAGGGCCCAAAGAGGAAGAGUUCAACGCCGGCUUCCGGGACGGGCGGCUCCAUGGCAUCUUCUUGGACAGAAUGCAGAUGGCAGAGCAGCGGUUCCAGGCGGACAGGGAGAGAAUGAUCCUGACCGGGAUCGAGUACCUCCAGCAAAGGUUUGACACAGACCGGCCCCCGCAGCUCAAGAACAUGGAGGUGUUUGACACCAUGGCCUGGCCAAGUGGGAUUGAACUUGCCACUUUUGGGAACGAUGACAUUCUUGCCCUUGCCAGAUACUUUGAGCUCUCCCUCCCCGCAGGGUACAGCGAGGAAGCACUCCUGGAGGAGUGGCUGGGCCUGAAAGCCAUCGCCAAGAACCUUCCGUUCUCCAUGCUGUGUAAGAACGCCCUGGCCCAGCACUACCGGUUCCCCUUGCUGAGCAGGCUGGUGGCGGUGGUGGCCUGCGUGCCCGUCUCCACCUCCUGCUGUGAGCGGGGCUUCAGUGCCAUGAACCGGAUCAGGACCGACGAGAGGACCAAGCUCUCCAACGAGGUGAUCAACAUGCUCAUGAUGACGGCAGUGAACGGUGUGGCAGUCACGGAGUACGACCCCCAGCCCGCCAUCCAGCACUGGUACCUGACCUCCUCAGGCCGGCGUUUCAGCCACGUCUACACUUGUGCCCAAGCGCCACCUCGCUCCCAUGUGGGACCAGGGCUCAGGAAGGAGAAGAUGGGGCACUCUAUGUGGAGGAGGCUGUGACCCAGAAACCGCCCGUUCCACCCUACAAGGAGCCGGUGGAGAUCCUGAAGGACUGCAUCGUGGACCCUCCUGACAGACUCCUGUACCCUCCUACCAGCCAAGAGGCCCCCAAGCUGUCUUGACGGAGAGCUCAUGUCGGAGCAGGAAUCCUAGGUAUUGCCUUGGAGGCCCCCCCCGCCCCCCCCCCCCCCCGCUGCUGCCUUGCCCCCGGGAAUCAUGGUGACAGGCUCUCUGCAGAAUCAAGGCUGCCCUAGAGUCUUUGCUUGGGGGAGGGGUGCUCUCCACCACCAGGAAGUGGGCAGCGAACAAGAUAGUUAAGCCCACCUCCCAGAGAGGCAGGGUAAUCAGGAGCACAAACCUGCUUCCCAAGGCCCCUUUCUGAGCAAUGGUGACCUCCUGGCACUUUAAAUAUGCAGAAAGGUUCCUAGCUCAAAUUCAUUUUUAAGGUGCUUCAGGAAAUAAUCCCAUCAUGAAAUAUUCCACCCCAUGAUCUGGUAGCAAGAGGGACUUCUCUGAAAUGGGAGAGAGGCUGUUGGGGCUUCCAGAAGCACCCCCCCACCCCAUCAUCCCCCUUGGUUGGUUGGGGAGCAUUCUGGGGAGGCUGCCCACAUCCUCAGUGGCAUGGAGGAGGCACUGUGAGCGCAGAGGAUCACCAGGCUCUAGGGACCACCGGCCCGGCUCUGGGGUCUCACCCUGGCUCUACAGCAGAAGCAGGGAAGCUUCAACUCAGAUGGGACACUUGUACCAGAGAAUUUCUCUACCUCCUCCAGGGGCUCCCUUAGGAGGGGCAAGCCAAACCCUCUCCACAGAGCACUCCAGAGAGGUCAUCCCGGGACAAUGGAGGAAAAGUCUUUCCUGGAGGGAGUCUGCUGCUUUCCCGCGGUGGCAGCACUUCUGUUUGACCUGAGCCUGGUUUCCUGAGGAGCAGACACGUCCACACUUUCACUUGGAGGCUUGGGCUCCAGCCCCAGCUCUGCCGCAGGCAGAGGUUCAACCGUAAUGAUACCCUCCUCUUUCCUGUGCCUCAGUUUCCCUCUCCAUGACGUGGCAGCAGAGAAUUCAAGUGCCUGCUGGCUCCUGGUCUGCCACUGGGCUGAUGAGUGACGGCGCCUCCAGCUCCCCAAAAGUCAGACCUCGGGCUGCACAGAGUGGACGUAGCUGCCUUCAGCCCUUGUCCUCGUCCUUGCUACCGACGUCCUUAUUGCGGGAACAGAGCUCCCUAAAUGUGCCAGCAGCAUGGUGGCCUGGUCCGCUCUUCCCAGUUCUCUGGGACCCAGCCUGGGAGUCACUAGGGGUGCUUGUUAAAUAUGCUCAACUCCUUACCUGCUUGAGCGGAUAUCUGGGACUGGGGCUCAGCGACGGGCAGUUUGGAGCAAGGUCCUCCAGGAACUUCAUGGGCUCACUCAAGCUUGAGAGCACUACCCUGGAGGCCCAGAAGGGUAUACUUGCACAACUAUGUUCCCACUCCCCCUCACCCCUCUCCCCUCACUCCCUGAAGCAAGCACUUUUCCCUCCAGGGCACUUCGUUUUGGUAGGUUCCUAGGCUGCUUAUCUGCUGGGGAUGAUGUGGGGCCUGGUCCCCGCCUUCCUAACCUUCCUGGGUAGGAAACCAGGGGAGGUUAGAGGGCAGGUUUGGACCCCUGCCUUUUGCUUGUUUUAGACAGGCAGGAAAUGGUGCUGCGUCCUGGCCUUGCGCCGGGGGCCCCCGCCCUGUGCUGCAUGCUAAGUCGCCUGCCCUCAGCCAGCGCUCUGUCCUCUCGCCCGUCCUGGGAGGUUGCUGAGAGCCUCUGAGAUGCUGGUAUGGACUGUCGCCUUCUAACCACCCCCCCCCCCCCCCCCGCCCCCGGUUCCAGUGUUUCUGACUCUCCUUCUCGUCACCCCCUUUAGCACUUAGCCUUAGUGCCAUCGUCUUCCUGUUUUCUUCAGCUGCGAGCCGGGAAUUCGUUCCCACUUUCUGCCUUCUAUUGGCUGUGGAAAUGCCUCUCUUCCAGCCCCAGGGUCAGGGGUCUGGCUAUACCACGGGCCUGUAGGAGCUACAGAUCUGGCAGUGUUACUGUCCACACCAAGAGGGAGCCCAGGCCUCCCUCCCCAACUCACAUAAGGUUCUGUGGGGAGUUCCGGACUCUGCCCUAGGCGAGGUGCUGGGGCUACAAAUUGGUGGGGUGGAAGAGAGAAAGACCCCUUAAAAUAGGGGUCGUUGCCCCACCCUAUCCAUAGAUUCCAAACGAGGUGGCUUUCUGGCAAGCAUCCUCCCUGGGGCUCUUCCAUCCUGUAAGAAUCCUCAGAGCAUGAGGCUAGUCCCGCGAGCAGUGUUGUGUGUGUGAGCUCCACACACACAGCUCCCUGUGCAGCUCUAGGCGCUGAGGUGGAGGCCAGGUAGGGAAGCAUCCAGCCUCCACACCCAUGUACUGAGGAAGCCUCCGAUACCGGCUUUUGAGAAAGUUAGGCCCCUUGGAGCAGGUGAUGGAAAAUGCUGUUUUUGUUUUUUUUGUUUUUUUUGUUUUUUUUUUUUUUGCAGCGAUUUGCACUGUCCACAUUUCUUGAGAGGCACAGGCAGGCUAGCUAAUGGCACAGAGGCCUACCGACGUUUUUGUGCAGGACCCCAGGGCUGACACGUGGUGAACACCUUUGCUGGAGACUUAUUACCCAGCCUGACCUCUUUGGUUUUGUUUCAAGGCACUUGCGCAUUUCAAAUCCAGGGCCUGGAGACACCCUUGUUGGAGAGGCUUCCUAUUUUUGCCUCACAAGGAAAACAAGCUGAAGAGAAGGAGCAAGCCUUUGGCCAGAGUCCUAGCCACGCCUCCACCCUCCUGCACCAGCAACAGGCGCAGAUCCUGGCAUCCUCCCACCCCUGAUGCCCAGAGGGGUCUGACGUCUGAGUAACCGGCAUUAUAACUGAUGGUUUCAUUUCAGUAGCCAUAGAGACCAGGUGGGAGGGAAUUCAGCCCCCUGCCCUCGCAGACACCUAAGACAGUGUAACUACCCAGACCUUUUGGUUCUUCCUCAAGCCUACGUUGGGUUCCUGGGGCGCUAAGUAUUUAGCAGGCAGCGUGAAGAUUGGCCAAUUCUCUCAUGCAGGUGCCCGUCAGCCAAGGAUACUCAGGGCGAUCGGCAGCCUCUUCUGGCUUCAGAGACGUGCAAAUGAGGUUUAAAAACCCCACGUUGGAUUCGCAACUUUUUGCUCCCUGAAUAAAGCCGUUUGUUUCGACC
Lynx canadensis (Canada lynx) is the source of this 4515-nucleotide messenger RNA. RefSeq names its product zinc finger protein 862-like. The transcript has 2 exons. The record is from RefSeq and is a predicted model, not a curated record. Bases 19 to 1305 code for a protein of 428 amino acids. NCBI's taxonomy places the organism in Eukaryota, Metazoa, Chordata, Mammalia, Carnivora, Felidae. Gene Ontology annotation, molecular function: protein dimerization activity.